AUGGUGGCAGUGGUGGUGGUGGUUGGUGGUGAUGGCGGUGGCAAAGGUGAUGGUGAUGGUGGGUGUAGUAAUUGGGGUGGUAGUGGUGGUGGUGGUGGUGGCAGUGACAGCAGUUGUGGUUGUGGUCGUGGCAGUGGUGUUUACUCAUCCCCAUGCUUCAAGAUCACCCUUUGGCAUCUUGAUCGAGACCUUCCUCCCUCCCCCUCUAACAAAACCAAUGGAACUUUAUUUUACCCAUCUGGAAGUAGAAGCAUGUGCUGCUCUUGGUUCAGAUUGCAGCUCGAGGAAAUAACGUUUUCUCCCGGAAAUAUUCUACCGCCAGUUGACGCCGCCAUGCCAGAAUUUCGCUUGAUAAACUCAUGUAAUGGUCUGCUUUGUUUUGGAGCUAAUGAAGGCUUUCCCCUGUUUCUGUGCAACCCUGUUUUGGGGGAGUACAUCACCAUUCCACCUGCUAAUAGAAACGACAAGUGGCUUAUUGUUGGACUUGGUUUUUGCAUUGGGACCAAUGUGUACAAGGUGUUUCAGUUGAACAACCCGGACACUGAGGCUGAGAUUUACACCAUUGGCGCAGGAGGAGCAUGGAGAAGCAUUGGACCCCCUCCUCCUGGGGAUUUUAAUAACUUAUUGUUCAAUAAUUUUCUUCAUGGAGCUGUUCAUUGGAUUCCCUAUGGUAGUAGAAGUACAAGUUCCCAGGUUAUACAAUCUUUCGACUUUGAAAGAGAACAAUUUCGGCCAUUAUCACUACCUAGUUUGCUAGCAAAGAAUGAAUUUCUGUAUAGUUUGACAUUGGAAGUGCUAGGCGGAAACAAAAUAGAAUUUUUAUUUUAA
This is a messenger RNA of Prunus persica (peach), 828 nucleotides long. Its product is annotated as F-box protein At3g07870. NCBI's taxonomy places the organism in Eukaryota, Viridiplantae, Streptophyta, Magnoliopsida, Rosales, Rosaceae. The transcript has 2 exons. The record is from RefSeq and is a predicted model, not a curated record. The coding region runs from base 1 to 828 and encodes 275 amino acids.